AUGAAGCCACCAGCAUCCCAGCUUCCACGCCUGCUGGCCUCGCUGCCCAAGGAGGGCAUGCACGCGCUUGUGCGUCCCGUUCAGUGGCCGGCGAACUCGUUCUGGCGCAUCAACCGCUCCAAGCUCAAGUUCAGCACGCAGGACGGCAAGGAGGAGCUGCGCGCUCACGGCACCGCUUGGGGACAGCUCUUCUGGAGGGGCAAGUACCUCCCUCACGCCCGCAAGCGUCAGGAGAAGGUCUCCGGCUCGCUCAAGUGGAAGUGGGUGCACAUCCCCAUGCGCUCGCUCGACGACAAGACCCGCGCGAGCGUCGAGGCAACCGCGCUCCCUGAGCCUUUGGUCAAGCCGCAGCGCGUGCAGAUCAAGGCGCGGCACAUUGCCGCGAUGGAGGCGGAGGCGGAGGCGGAGACUGCCGGCCCGAUUGCAGCGGAUGAGGCUAAGCCAACACAAUAG
Molecule: messenger RNA, 453 nt
Organism: Cutaneotrichosporon cavernicola
Lineage: Eukaryota; Fungi; Basidiomycota; Tremellomycetes; Trichosporonales; Trichosporonaceae
Exons: 2
Coding region: 1-453 (150 amino acids)
Cellular component (GO): mitochondrion
Molecular function (GO): structural constituent of ribosome
Source: RefSeq, a predicted model, not a curated record